AUGUUCAUCAAGACAGUCAUCACCCUUCUGUCUCUCGCCGCCCUCGGAGGAGCUACUGAUCCUCCCCAAGGCGAAAAACACUGCGAGAAGGAAGACAUCUUCCCCGACUUUGAAAACUACGAAAAAUGGGCCAUCUGCAAGGAGCAAAUCACCACAAAGCGCUUCCCAACCCUCCAAGCCCCUACCGGCGGUUGUGUCCGCUACUACCGAGGCAUUGAUAUGACCGGCGUUACCACUGAGCUACACUUUUACUUUAAGGACGGCUUCAAAUCAGCCUGUGACUGCGCCGCGAAAUGCCUGGAACUAUCAAACAUUUGUGAUAAUUGGGUUUGGAAACACACCUUCAUGGAGGGUGAUGGCGGCAAGAGGUCGUGCACGCUCUAUAGCAGUCCCAACUUGCCGUCUAACGUGACGCUUGCGUAUGAUUUGGCGAACAGCAUUGGCAUCCAGCCGCUGGAUCCUGCGAAUAAUCCCCAAGCAGGGGCCCCUUCGCCGUUUACAUUCCUGGAUGCGAAUCUGACGAAGCGGGAUCCAUUUGGCGUGUCUGGGUUUACGGCAAUCGAUGAGGAUGGUGGGCUUUAUUGUUAA
This is a messenger RNA of Metarhizium robertsii ARSEF 23, 588 nucleotides long. RefSeq lists its product as uncharacterized. NCBI's taxonomy places the organism in Eukaryota, Fungi, Ascomycota, Sordariomycetes, Hypocreales, Clavicipitaceae. Bases 1 to 588 code for a protein of 195 amino acids. The record is from RefSeq and is a predicted model, not a curated record. The transcript has a single exon.